Messenger RNA from Coturnix japonica (Japanese quail), 4719 nucleotides. RefSeq names its product platelet derived growth factor D (gene PDGFD). Gene Ontology annotation, molecular function: growth factor activity; platelet-derived growth factor receptor binding. The record is from RefSeq and is a predicted model, not a curated record. Gene Ontology annotation, biological process: positive regulation of cell population proliferation; positive regulation of phosphatidylinositol 3-kinase/protein kinase B signal transduction; positive regulation of MAP kinase activity. NCBI's taxonomy places the organism in Eukaryota, Metazoa, Chordata, Aves, Galliformes, Phasianidae. Gene Ontology annotation, cellular component: membrane.
GGGGGCGGUGCGAGGCGCGGAUCUCCGCCGCGGCGGCCGCAGGGGAGCGCGGCUCCGCCUGGAGCCGGGUCACGGAGCGGCCGCCGGAGGGGAGGGGGCGGCGGUGCCCGCCGGGGGUUUCUCACCUUGCCGCUGCGGCCGGGCACAGACGAGCGGCGGAGAGUUGAGCGUGGAGGAAGUUUGUGGGAGUAACUCGAGCGGCUGUGACUGCUGUUUCGGGUGGGAUUUUUUAUGUGUUCUUUUUUGUUUUACUUCGUUUUCUUGCCCGGCUCACAACUCUCUCGGCAGCCCGCACGAGCAGCUCACGCAGUGCGGGUGGCAGGCACAGCCGGGGAGGGCAGCAGCUCGGCGGGCAGAGCCGCGUUUCUUCGCAGAGCCGCGGUCCCGUGCACAGCGGAUCCCAAUGCAACUGCUCAUCCUCCUCCUCCUCUACGCCGUCGUCUGCGCGAACUUUUGCAGCCGUCAGGGCACCACCGCCCCUGCCCAGAGCGGAUCUAUCAGAGCCCUGCGCUCCUCCAACGUCAGGCGGGAUGAGAGCAAUCACCUCACAGACUUGUACCGAAAAGAAGAGACCAUCAGUGUGGCAGGGAAUGGCUGCAUCCACAGUCCUCGCUUCCCGAGCAGUUACCCCAGGAAUCUCCUUCUGACAUGGCGGCUGCACUCCCCAGAGAGCACCAGGAUCCAGCUGGCUUUUGAUAAUCAGUUUGGACUGGAGGAGCCUGAAAAUGAUAUCUGCAGGUAUGACUUUGUGGAAGUGGAAGAUUUAUCAGAGACCAGCACAGUUAUACGAGGACGGUGGUGUGGGCACAAGGAAGUACCUCCAAGAAUAACAUCAAGAACAAACCAGAUAAAGAUAACCUUCAAAUCCGAUGACUACUUUGUGGCUAAACCAGGAUUCAAGAUUUGUUACUCCCUUGUGUGUAGCUCAAAAGAGGCAGAUUUUGCAAACACUCAGGAAAUGGAUGAUUUCCAGCAUGCAGCCUCAGAAACCAACUGGGAAUCAGUCACAAGCUCUGUCUCAGGGGUCUCCUAUCCCUCUCCAUCAGUGACCGACCCUACGCUCACAGCAGAAGCCCUGGAUCAGACCAUUGCUGCAUUUGACACCGUGGAAGAUCUGCUGAAACACUUUAAUCCAGAAUCCUGGAAAGAAGAUCUCGAGAAUUUGUACACAGAAAGUGGUCACCAUUAUCGAGGCAGGAGCUACCAUGACAGAAAGUCCAAAGUUGACCUGGACAGGCUGAAUGAUGAUGUGAAGCGCUAUAGCUGCACUCCGAGAAACUACUCUGUCAAUUUAAGGGAAGAACUGAAGCUGACAAAUGCUGUUUUCUUCCCUCGCUGCCUCCUUGUCCAGCGCUGUGGAGGAAAUUGUGGCUGUGGGACUUCAAAUUGGAAAUCCUGCACAUGCGUGUCUGGGAAAACAGUGAAAAAAUAUCACGAGGUGCUGAAAUUUGUCCCUGAGGCUGAGCAUCCGCGAAAGAAAGGCAAAGCAAGAAAGAACAUGGCUUUAGUAGAUAUACAGUUGGAUCAUCACGAUCGUUGUGAUUGUAUCUGCAGUGCAAGACCACCCCGAUAAAAAGAAAAAAAGAAAAAAACACAAGACCCAUUAAUUGCAGCUUACCAGACAUUUACUUUGCAGCGGGAUUGCUCUGAGGACCUUAAGUCACUAAUCAUUUGAACUUUGCUACUAGCCUGCCUUUGCAAUUAGAAGAAAUGAUUGCUGUGUUUCAGCAUUGCUGGGCUGAUUAGUGCCAUGGCAGCUAAACAGGUAUACCAUGCAUUUUAUAUCAGCAUCCAAGAAUUAUGGUUGCUAUAGCUAGAGUCCGAGGGUUGAGAUUUUCAAAGGUCACUCACAGUUUUUAGGCACACAAGGCCCCCCGAAGUUGUCUGAGCUGGCAAUGAAAGAGCAUUUGUUGUGUUUCUGCAAAUCUCUCACUCACCAUUUCCUACACCCAAAUUCUGCUGCCAUUUCUGCCUGUUGAACUCUCCUGUCAGUAGGGUUUUGUGGGUAUAAAUGAAGGGAGAAUUUGAGCCCAUGCAAUUGUAAAAUGGUUAAUCCAGCUCUGAAAAUGAACUUGACAGCAUCCCCUCCCAGGAGAGUGCUGUGCAGUGAGGAAAACCCUUUAUUACAUGAAAUAAAACACCAGUGGAGUCAAAUCUCACUAUCUGUCCUCAAGCAAAUCUUGUGCCAAAAUUAGUAAAUGCUUUGCAUAUGCUGGGACACCGGCGGUGGUUGGGGGUACAGAGGCACCUUUGCCACAGUGACUCUACGGGAGUCAUCAUCCAUGCAAGCAUGGUGAGAUGGGGCCCUCCAGGCCCCCAGGUAAAUCCCGGUGGGCUGGGGCUGGUUCUGAUCUCUGCCUGGUCCCCUCCUUGCCAUAGCUGGAGAAGUGCCAUGUCUCCCUAAGCAGACGAUGAAGAUAGGGCACUUGUUUGUUGAAAAUAUUGAUUCGUGUUGUAGUUGUGUUACUGGGAAACUAAACUGUGCUUGGGUUUUAAUUAUCGUUACUUUGGUUUGGGGUUUGUUUGUUUGUUUGUUUGUUUUAAGUACGGAUUAUUAUAACUUUGUCAUAUAUACAUUAAUCUUAGUUAUCUGAGGCUUGUUGUUUCACUUCAGCUAUGUCUAUUGCCAUGGUUAAACUGUUGACAGUGAAUUUCUUUUAGAUUACAUUUUGCUGAGGCAUAUUAACUCAUUAAGCAAUGUCUGUCUGCCAUGGGAAGCAUGCAUCAUUUAUUAACGAGCACAAGAAUAUUAUAAACACCACCUCAGAAUAAAAUAAGCACUGUAAAAGCUACGACAGCUUCCUAUGCCUUUUUAAAUAUUAUGAAAGUGCUCUCCAUGAGAAAGGAAAAACCAUCCUUCAAGCUUGCUUUAAGGCUAUAAAAUGCUGCUCCAGAAGCUGUUCAGAGUAAAACACAGGCAGAUUGAAGGUUAUGGAAGAACUGGAGGUUUUAUCAUGAACGUAGCAGAAAGAAUGGGGGUGGCAUGUUUAACAGUUGAUGUUUUACAUUAAGCAGCAGAUACAGACUGCAAUGGUUCAUCUUGUUCAUGUUGCCUCUUGGGUGUCUGCCUCUCUGAAAGAGCCAAGUAGUUUUGACAUUAGUGGAAACCGGCAUGUGCUAUAGUAUAAUACUGAGAUUCUUUAAGCCAGUAUGUUUUAGUAAUAUACAGUUUUGUUAUAGAAGUGCAGUAGUGUUCUGACAGCCUCUUUAUCAGCUCAAGUAUUUUAUAAGUGCUUUUUUUUAAAUCAUUUUAACAAAACUUUACUGAAACGUCCCCUAGAAAUGCUGUGUUGCUUUUCCUUCUUGUAUUUUAACAUUUAAGAUUCAAAAUGUGUGGAUUUUUUUUUAAUUAUUAUUUAUAUUAAUUUUUCCUCUCUGGCUCCCAGAUGUCUAUUUAAAAACGUUCCCAAAUGCUGAGUUGGGAAGUGAUUCAUCAUUUUUCAAAGCAAUUCACUUUAAAAGAACAACAUUGUAACCAAAGAUUGCCAGCUUCAUUUCUUAUUUCAGAACUGCUUAAAAAAGACUUCAUUUUUUUUCUGACUCUAGCUUUAUAACAGGAUUGACCCAGCCCUUCCAUAAUUUUCAGCUAAUUUGGGAAGAAGAUUGCAUGUGAGAUCUUGACAGCACUGACUGUUAUUGAGACAGCGCACUCUCUCCAGUGUAUAUGCCUGAUCACGCUGUACUGCAAGUACUGCCUAAGCACUCCAGCCUGACAGCAUCAGUGGUAGGAAGCAUCUGUCUCAUGACUUUGUGCUCUGAGGGUCCUGUAAUUCCCAUCCCUCAUGGGAAGAUGUGAAUCAGGCAUCCACUAUGCAUGGUGUUCCCCGAGUAUCUCUGCUUGUUUGCCCAGUCUGCAUCCCAAACAGCCCUGUCCUGGGGGGUACUCACACUGCUUGACAUGGGGCUGCCGGCCUCAUAUAGGGGCCUAAGUCACCUCAAUGGUCAGCAGGGAGAGAGAUGCUCCUUCCUGAGUGUGCCUUAGUUUGAAAUCACCCAAUGUGGGAGUUUACACUCUUUUCACUGUGUAAGAAAAAGACUAGAAAUCUGAAUUGGGCAUCUGAUGGGCAUCACACAUCAUCAAAUGCUGUGAAACCUGGUAAACACUGCACAGCCAAUAGUUUGGCUAACUGAAUUUAAUGCAGGAAGCAGUGGAUGCUACGAUCCAGUAGGAAAAAUCAGCUGUAAAAGAGAUUGCUGUAAUAAGGAUUACCCUUUUAAUGCUUAGUUUCUUAAAAAUACGCUCAACUGGUCACAAAAUGUGGAGCGUUUCCAAACUCCUCAGCCUCAUGCUGUGCUGACCCUGCUGACAUCAAGCACCAGACAAACAUUUCCCUUUUAUUUAUUAGCAGAAAUUGCAGAGAUGUUUUUCCACACCUUUAUUUCUUUUGUGUAAUAAUUGCUCUGUUGUUUACAUAUUGUUUUAACUUAAAAUAAACAGUGCUAUUAGAAAAAAUAUAUAUCAUUUCUAUUGGUGGAAUCGGAACCCUCUAAAAUAAAUACUUUUUCUAAAGAAACUCAAAUAAUUUCAACGCCAUUCACUAGCAUUUUAUUUAGCGUAUUCUGGGGUAGAGCCUACUUUCUCAAGUGCAAUCUCUUUCUAUAUAUUUUUUGUUGUUAUCUCAGUUAAAUGCAGCUCCUGUAGCAUUAUUUUUUACCUUAUGCAGUAUGUAAUGUGUCUUAUCUUGAUGAACAAAAAAUAAAUACUGCUUUUGAAAAUAA